UGCCAGAACCCCCAACCCAACCCCCCUCUCUCCUUCAUCAUCAUCAUCAUCAUCAUCAUCAUCUCUACACUACAGCAAUUACCCAAAUACUCAAUUCAAUUGUGUGCUUUCCUUGGUCAUACAUGGCCCAGAAAACGUAUGUGGUGUUUCAGCCUCCUCAUCACCACAACAACGACAAUGACGACGACGAUUUCCAAGAUUCCUGCAGAUCAUCUCUACCACCUAAACCCCGGCCACAAUCUCAGCCUCUGAAACCCUCCCCUUCCGCUAAUACUCUUCGCCCAUCCAAGAAACCCAAACCCCCCUUGGGUUUGGGAUCCUCUUUUCCCUCAAAACCUGCAACAACUCCCCAACAUUUUGAACCAGAUUUCACUACCAACCAUGCUUUUCCUUCCCAAGAAGAGGAUUGCUCCUUGGAUUCCAUCGACUCAACCCUAGGUUCCGGGAAUCCUCCUCAUAAUACUGUUGUUUCCAUUGCCCGGGAUUCUGCCUUUUCGGACCUGAAUCGGAAAGGGGUUUAUUCAUCCAAUUCAUUGGAGUCUAGGUUACUCACCUCUAUAGUCAAUCCUGCUCCCUCUGAUUAUUCUGAUAAUAAUGACAGCUUGGACAAUGGUAACAACUCCUCUGAUGAGUUUGAGCCUUGCACACAGCUUGAUGUGUUGAUUAAGUUAUGUUCUGACGAAAAUGAGCAAGAUGGUCACUCCAAUGGGAUUGACUUUGCUCAUCACCAAGAACACUGUUUCAAUAAUAGUCCUGUUUGUUGUCCCCUUUGUGGUAAUGACAUCUCAGAUUUGACCGAUGAAUUACGACAGGUUCAUACUAACGACUGCCUUGACAAAGACGAGACCACUCUAAAUUUGGUUUGUCCCAAUGAGGAUGUACAACCUCGGUGUUAUGGACAAGUUGUUGAUGGCUCUCCUAUUAAAUCUCCUCGGCAAAUUGCUGAUAUCUCUCCUGUUCUGGACUGGCUACGCGGUCUGGGUCUAGCUAGAUACGAAGAGAUUUUUGUUCAGGAAGAGAUCGAUUGGGACACUUUACAGUGGCUGACAGAAGAGGAUCUAUUCAGCAUAGGUGUUACUGCACUUGGUCCCAGGAAAAAGAUUGUUCAAUCCCUUAGUGAACUUAAAAAAGAAAGUUCCAAGACAACAGAGAUAAGGACAAAUGCCUCUAGAGAUGUAACUGAUGAGACUAGUAGAGUAGCUGUGAGCAAGUUGAUUACAGAUUAUUUUCCUGGUUCUGUUGGUCACAGGAAAAAAGAUUGCACUCCUUCUAGUGGACAACGUGAGAUUGAAAAAAGUCACAAAGAUGCUCGUCGUAAGCAGAUUGUGGUGAAAAAGAAUGUCAUGAAUGGAAAACUCAGGGACAUUCCCCAGUGGUGCUGCAUACCAGGAACACCAUUUCGAGUGGAUGCAUUCAAAUAUCUUAGAAGAGAUUGUUCCCAUUGGUUUCUCACUCACUUUCAUAUGGACCAUUAUCAAGGUCUCACUAGGUCCUUUUCUCAUGGGAAGAUUUAUUGCUCCCUUAUCACGGCAAGGCUUGUAAAUAUGAAAAUUGGGAUCCCGUGGGACGAAUUACAAGUUUUACCCCUCAACCAAAAGAUUUGUAUUGCUGGAAUUGAUGUGACAUGCUUUGAUGCAAACCACUGCCCAGGUUCAAUCAUAUUACUAUUUGAACCACCCAAUGGUAAGGCUGUUCUACACACGGGGGAUUUUCGGUUUUGUGAAGAAAUGGCAAAGAUACCUGUUUUGCAGAUGUGUUCUGUCCAAACUCUCAUACUUGAUACUACCUACUGUAACCCUCAGUAUGACUUCCCAAAGCAGGAGGCUGUAAUUCAGUUCGUUGUUGAGGCCAUCCAAGCUGAAGCUUUCAACCCAAAAACUCUUUUCUUGAUUGGCAGCUACACGAUUGGAAAAGAAAGACUGUUUUUAGAGGUGGCUCGUGUCCUCCGCAAGAAAGUCUAUGUCACUGCAGCUAAGCUGCGCCUUUUGGAAUGCUUGGGGCUUUCUAUGGAAGAUAUGCAGUGGUUCACGUUGAAUGAACGGGAGAGCCACAUUCAUGUUGUGCCAAUGUGGACACUUGCAAGCAUCAAACGAUUGAAAUGUAUAUCUAAUCAAUAUGCGCACCAAUACAGUCUCAUAGUUGCUUUCACUCCUUCUGGUUGGACAUUUGGUAAAGGAAAGAAGUCUUCAGGAAGAAGAUGGCAGCAGGGUACAAUUGUAAGGUAUGAAGUCCCAUACAGCGAGCAUUGUAGUUUUACUGAACUCAAAGAGUUUGUCAAAUUUAUAUAUCCUGAAAACAUUAUACCGAGCGUAAAUAAUGAUGGUCCAGAAUCUGCCAACGCGAUGAUUUCCUUACUGUUAUCUUGAUGUGUUGACUUGCUUACGUAUGGAGGAUAUAUGUCUGAGCAUGAUUGGUCCAAAAAUGUCAUGUUGGACUUAUUUCGUGUUUCCCUUUUGCAUCUAAUUGGGAAACUUUUAUUCUUUGUUUUACUAUAGUAUGUUGUAAUUUCACUGGUUGGUGGAUGCAGAUGAGACAACUCGUCUCGGCUGACUUCCUGUUUGGUUUGGCUAAUAAAUGUUAUGGAUCUUCUUUCUUC
Molecule: messenger RNA, 2596 nt
Organism: Camellia sinensis
Lineage: Eukaryota; Viridiplantae; Streptophyta; Magnoliopsida; Ericales; Theaceae
Product: sterile alpha motif (SAM) domain-containing protein
Biological process (GO): double-strand break repair via nonhomologous end joining; interstrand cross-link repair
Molecular function (GO): damaged DNA binding; protein binding; 5'-3' DNA exonuclease activity
Source: RefSeq, a predicted model, not a curated record